CAAUGUACCUCCAGCCUGCGGAACUCACUGCCGUAUGGUGUCAUGGAGGCCAAGAGCUUAGUGAGGUUCCACCAAGGACCUGUUUCUCCUGAGUGAGACUGUCCAGAACUACAGGAGAGGGGCUAACGCAGCAGCUGGGAUCUGAGCCCCUUGCCCCUGGGUCUGACGGGGUCAGGGAGAAACAGCUCCCGGGGCGGGUGGUUCUGGAAUGGCCCCUCGCAGGGGCUCUCUGGAGCAGCUGGGAGUGGCCCCAUGGCAGACAGGCCAUGGGUUGGGCUGGGCAUGGGUGCGACGUCCGUGCCCAUUGGGGAUGGAGUCUGGGAAGGCGCAUGGCACAGACGCCACUGCCGAUAAACCAGUCAGGUCAGUUUGCAGGCAAGGGACUGGGGUAAGAGAGGGGAGCGCAUGUGCUGCACCCAGCCCCAGGCAGCCCCACGGCGUCAGUGGGAGCGCUGGGCACGUGAGGAACAUGGGGGGUAGCACCCCCAGUGAACUGUGGGGACUGCCUGGGGAGCUGGGCACCCGAGGUUGCAGACGGACCCUGAUGCUGGGCUGGGGCUUCCCAGGCCUCCCCAGGACACACAAGUCCUUCCUUGUGGGUUUAUUCCUCUCGUGGGCUGCUCCUCCAGCCCCCAUCAGUGGGGAACCAGUGAGCCUGCCCCAGCGUUUGGCACGAAAGGCCAAUGGCUCAGGGAAAACCAGGAGCCUUUCCCAGCCAGCUCUGCCCACAGCUCGGGUGCCCAUCCUGGGAACCAGGGUGCGGCUGAAAUCCAGAGGGGGCUGGGGACACUCGAUGCACCCAGAUGGGGGUGGGAGAACCAGUUCAUUUGAGGAGGGGCCUCUGCUCGCGCUGUGCGUGGAGGGCCAGCCCCACGGCGGCUGGGGCAUUUCACCCAUCAUUGCGCCCUGAUCCCCCUGAGGCAAUGCCGCCCACGGCUCUGGCAUCACACCGGGACCAAGCUGCACCCACAGCCUGCUUGGCAGGUUCCCUUAAUUCCACCCACUGAUGUGGCAGCAGCAAGAUUUCAACAUCCCCCAGCUUCCGUGGCUGCCUCCUCCUGGCCUGAGGUGGGGACCGGCCCAGCAUGAGCCAGCUGCACAUGCAGGGUCCCUCACCAUGCCUGGGGCUCAGCACUGGACUCCCCAGCUCUGCAUGCUCCUGACACCCCAAGUAUCCCUCCCCACGGAUCUGCGAUAGCACCAGCCGCAACGGGGGGCAGUUGGCUGGGGACAGCUGGGUUCAUGACGCAGACGCUGGGCUGCAGCUGAGCUGAGCUGGGUUCUGUGUCAAUCUGUCUGGGCCUCAGUUUCCCCAUCUCUGUUGGGAUCUGCACAGCCCCCAGCAUAACAGGGCCCUGAUCUCAGGGGGGGUCUGGGCAGCACCCGGCACAAUGGGGCCCUGAUCUCGGGCGGGGUUUGGGCAGCAUGCGGCAUGACGGGGUCUCAGGUCUCUAUCUGAGGAUUCCUGCAUUGGGGUUUCCAGACUGACCCAAUUCCUGCCCAUACAUCACUCAGUUCAUGAGCUCUCCCCAGCCCUCUCGUCCGGGACUGGGUGUUGCCCCUUCCUGGAAGCCGCCAUGUGUCAGCCGAAUUUGCAUGUUACAUCAGCGCUGUCCUCUACCAGGCCCAUUGUUCCAGGUGUAACCGUCACUCCCUGUGCGGCAGGGCCCAUAAGUAGCUGUGGAGCUGCUAGGCUGGUGCGACGGCACUUUCCAGAGCUCACAGGAACUUGUGGACUGCAGCAAAGCCACAGGAGGAGGAGAGCCAGCUGGAGACAGUGUGUGGGCUGGAGAGCGCUGCCGGAACACCGUUGUAGGCUGGGCUCAGGGGACGGGCUGAGGAUGGAGCCGGAUUCGCAUUCGGUCGUAGACCCCAACAUGGAGGAGCUGUUCAGCCUUUUCUUGGAUGAAGAUAGUGACCCAGAUGUCGGGGGCGGGAAUAUGAGCGUGACGCUCCAUGAAGACAACCUGGAGAUUCUGACGUUACCCACCCCUGGCUUGCGGCCGACCAAACAGCCAUUCCAUUACCAGAUCCGCGACACCAGCCACAAGGCCUUCUACCUGCGGGACAACAGCCUGGUGGCCGCGAACCUGCAGGGCGAAAACGCCAGCCAGGAAGAAAAGGUCAGCGUGGUCCCCAACAGAAGGCUGGAGCGCAAGAGGUGUCCCCUGAUCCUGGGCAUCAAAGGCGGAAGCCAGGGCCUGUCUUGUGGAACAGCCGAGCAGCCCCGGCUGCAGCUGGAGGACAUGCACCUCAUCGAGCUCUUCUACAAGGAUGAGGAGGCCAAGCGCUUCACCUUCUUCAAGACCUACAACGGCAGCACGCAUCGCUUCGAGGCUGCUGCCUACCCGGGCUGGUUCCUCUGCACCUCAGCCCAGGACAACGAGCCCAUCAGCUUCACCUCCCACCCAGGGGAAGCUGCCAUCACCGACUUCUACUUCCAGCCCAAAUAGCCACAGGGCGGGAGCCAGAUGCUGCUUCAGCCCUGCCCUCCCGGUGGCUAGCCAUGGUGGAGGGCUUAGAGCUACCCACUGUGACGGGUUGGAUCACAGAAACCCCCUUGGGAACUGCCAACUGAUGUGCCGAGACCACUCCUGCCCUUGCUUUCCUGCCCUGGCAGCCUAGGACUCCAGCACCU
This is a messenger RNA of Chrysemys picta bellii (western painted turtle), 2638 nucleotides long. Its product is annotated as interleukin-1 receptor antagonist protein-like. Gene Ontology annotation, molecular function: interleukin-1 receptor binding; cytokine activity. The record is from RefSeq and is a predicted model, not a curated record. Gene Ontology annotation, biological process: cellular response to lipopolysaccharide; cytokine-mediated signaling pathway; positive regulation of gene expression. NCBI's taxonomy places the organism in Eukaryota, Metazoa, Chordata, Testudines, Emydidae.